Molecule: messenger RNA, 1842 nt
Organism: Aricia agestis (brown argus)
Lineage: Eukaryota; Metazoa; Arthropoda; Insecta; Lepidoptera; Lycaenidae
Gene: eIF2A
Product: eukaryotic translation initiation factor 2A
Exons: 12
Coding region: 105-1820 (571 amino acids)
Biological process (GO): translational initiation
Cellular component (GO): cytosolic small ribosomal subunit
Molecular function (GO): tRNA binding; mRNA binding; protein binding
Source: RefSeq, a predicted model, not a curated record
AUGGGAUUCUCUAAAUUUUUAACCUUAAACUUUUAAUUUAUAGUUAUGGACAUUAUGCAUAUAAAUUGAUAAAAUAUUAUAAUAAUCAAUCAAAAAAGUAAAGCAUGGCUACCAAACCCUCUAUUGUCGGUCUAACAAACAAGAAUAUAUUUAGAGUUAAUUUUCAAGAACCUUAUCAAGAAGUAACAGUCAGAGAUGAAAGUACACCUAAUAUUAGAAGUCUUGUUUUUAGCCCAAAGGGAAACUACUUGGCAUACCGGACAGAUAAAAAGUUGGAAGUAAUAAAAUGUGCGGACUGGACAGUUACUGCAUGCAUCGAGGGAAACAUCAAGGAUAUGUUCUUCUCACCACUAGAUACAUAUCUGCAAGUUUGGGAAAUGUAUGCCAUGACAAAAGAAAAUCCCCAGGGAAAACCAAAUCUGCAUGUUAUAAAAUCUGCAACUGGGGAAAAUGUUGGAUCAUUUGUACAGAAAAAUCAAUUUGGAUGGGAACCAAAAUGGUCAGCUGAUGAGAAAAUAUUUGCCAUACAAAUGAACAACAGAGUACUGAUCUACGAGGAUGUGAAAUUGGAUAGAUAUACACACACAAUACAAGCUGAAAAGUUGCAUUCUUUUAGCAUGUCUCCGAGUGUGACUCCAGCAUAUUAUUUCUCUAUUUUCACCCUUGGUAAGUCUGGACAGCCGUCGUUUUGGCGCGUGUUUAAGUUCCCCGACUUUGAUGUGAACCAGGCUCUAGUAAGCCGCUCAUCGUUUCAAGCAGACAAGGCGACAUUCUACUGGAACAGACGAGGCACAAAUUUGUUCACCAUGACACAAUCAGACGUAGACAAAACUGGUGGAUCAUACUAUGGAAAACAAUCACUAUCUUAUGGAGAUGUAAAAGGCAAUGCUGGAAAUGUGGCAUUUAGUAAAGAAGGCCCAAUCCACGCCAUCGCGUGGAACCCUGGCAACUGGAACGAGUGGGUGGCCGUGUACGGCAACGCGCCCGCCAAGGCCACGCUCUUCAACGCCAAGUGCGACCCGCUCUUCGAGUUUGGAACCGGCGCCUGGAACGCGAUAUACUUCCCGCCGGAGGGGAAUAUUGUCCUGCUCGGUGGGUUCGGCAACAUAGCUACCGGACACAUAUCUGUGUGGGACAUGCGCGGGUACAAGCAGCUGGGGAAGUGUUCGGCGCCGGACACCACGAGCCUGCAGUGGGACCCGCGGGGGGAGGUGUUUAUUACCGCUACUACUUAUCCACGACUCACUGUUGGGAAUGGCUACAAAAUCUGGCACUACACUGGUGCGCUCAUGCACAAACGCGUGUGCGGCGAAAAAGAAAACUUGCUGUCAAUUAGUUGGCAGCCGGGGACUUACCCGAAGAGCGAGCUGUCAAAAACCGCGCCAAAGGGCAUAGAGGACGCCACGCCGAAGCCGGUGGGCGCGUACAGACCGCCCGGCGCCAGGAAUAAGCCGUCCACUUUCACGUUACACGAGCACGAGAAGCCGCAUAGACCGGGGCAGAGCGGGGAUGUGGCGCCCUCCAAACAAGCUAUCAAGCAGAAGGAGAAACGCGAGGCUCGCAAGGCGCGUAAGGCGGAGGAGCGCGCGGACGAGUCCCCCGCCGCCCCCGCGCCGGCGCCCGCCACCAACAAGCAGCCCUUCGUGUCUACCGGAGACCCGGAGAAGGAUAAGAAGAUUAAGAACCUUAAUAAGAAACUAAGCGACAUUGAGAAGCUUAAGCAGCAGAAGGCAGCUGGCAAGCAGCUGGAGUUGAACCAGCUUGCCAAGAUCGACAGCGAGCCGGCACUGCUGCAGGAGUUAGCGCAGCUUAAGUUAUGAUCACAAUAAAUUACUUCUCAUU